AUGAUUGCCUCUCUCUUUUCAGCAUCCCUCCUUGGGCUUGCAGCUGCCAUUCCUUCCCCCCCAGAGCCUCUGCUGUUUUCACGCGCGGCCUGCUCGGGCAACACUGCGAAUACUCGGUCGGAAUGGUGCGACUUUUCCGUUGAUACCGACUACACAAGCAUAGCCCCUGACACCGGUGUCACUCGUGAAUACUGGUUUGAUAUUACCGAGACCACGGCCUCCCCUGAUGGUGUGGAAAGAUACGUUCAAGCCAUCAAUGGUAGUAUUCCAGGCCCUACGAUCAUUGCCGAUUGGGGUGAUACUGUCAUUGUCCACGUUACCAAUUCCAUCGCAGAGUCGACAAAUGGAACCAGCCUUCACUUUCACGGCAUUCGUCAAAACUUUACCAACCAGAAUGACGGAGUUCCGUCAAUCACCCAAUGCCCGACAGCCCCAGGCUCGAGCAUGACGUACACUUGGAAAGCUCUCCAGUACGGGAGUGGGUGGUACCACUCUCAUUUCGCCUUGCAGGCAUAUCAGGGCGUUUUCGGCGGAAUCGUCAUCAACGGUCCGGCCACCUCGAACUACGACGAAGAUCUCGGCCACCUAUUCUUGAAUGACUGGAGCCACCAAACAGUUGAUCAGCUAUUCCACGCCGCCCAGACGACUGGACCCCCCACUCUCAAUAACGGCCUCAUCAACGGUACGAAUGUGUUUGGUGAAGAUGGUGAAGCAGGCCAGGUCGGCUCACGGUUCGCCGUCUCUCUCACCGAAGGCAACUCCUACAGACUUAGAAUCGUCAACGCUGCAGUCGAUAGCCACUUUAAGUUCAUGGUUGACAACCAUACCUUGACGGUGAUUGCUACGGAUUUUGUGCCAAUCGAGCCCUUCACAACAGAUAUCCUGAGCAUCGGGAUGGGUCAAAGAUACGAUGUAAUCAUCACAGCUAACCAAGCCAACGUUGCGGACAGCUUUUGGAUGAGGGCCAUUCCACAGUCCGCAUGCAGCGAGAAUGAGAGCCAAGAUAACAUCAGGGGAAUCGUGCGCUACGGCAGCUCCACGGCUACUCCGUCUACAUCUAGACCCGACAGCUACUCAGAGGGGUGCGAGGAUAUGGACGUUUCGAACCUCGUGCCGCACGUCGCGAAGACUGCCAGUUCCAUCAGCAGCAAAGGCGUUGAGCAAGCAACAGUAGGAUUUAAUGAGAAGAACCUAUUCCGCUGGUACUUGAACUCGACUACGAUGCUUGUCGAGUGGGGCGACCCUACCCUACUGGCCAUCCAGCGGGGGCAGACGACCUGGGAUACUUCCGACGCCGUCAUCGAGUUGCCUAACGCUGAUGAGUGGGUGUACAUUGUUAUCGAGACCGCUCUGGCCAUCCCACACCCAAUCCACUUGCACGGCCACGAUUUCCUUGUCCUUGCCCAGGGGUCCGGAACGUUCAGUGACUCCGUCACUUUGAAUACCAACAACCCGGCUCGAAGAGACACGGCGAUGCUUCCAGCCUCGGGAUACCUCGCUCUCGCUUUCGAGACCGAUAACCCCGGUGCCUGGCUCAUGCACUGCCACAUCGGCUGGCACACCAGUGAAGGAUUUUCGCUGCAGUUUAUCGAACGGUACGAUGAGAUUGCCGGGUUGAUUGAUUCGGACAUCCUCAACAGUACUUGUAGUGCAUGGGCUACUUAUGAAGAGCAGUUCAGUGUAGAACAGGAGGACUCGGGUCUAUAG
Messenger RNA from Scedosporium apiospermum, 1707 nucleotides. RefSeq names its product Laccase-2. Gene Ontology annotation, molecular function: copper ion binding; oxidoreductase activity. The transcript is spliced from 4 exons. The record is from RefSeq and is a predicted model, not a curated record. NCBI's taxonomy places the organism in Eukaryota, Fungi, Ascomycota, Sordariomycetes, Microascales, Microascaceae. The coding region runs from base 1 to 1707 and encodes 568 amino acids.